Molecule: messenger RNA, 2598 nt
Organism: Cannabis sativa
Lineage: Eukaryota; Viridiplantae; Streptophyta; Magnoliopsida; Rosales; Cannabaceae
Product: protein NRT1/ PTR FAMILY 7.2
Exons: 5
Coding region: 217-2100 (627 amino acids)
Biological process (GO): transmembrane transport
Cellular component (GO): membrane
Molecular function (GO): transmembrane transporter activity
Source: RefSeq, a predicted model, not a curated record
UCAUUGAAUUUAGUUUAAUUAAAUUGGUGUUAUUUGGUUCUCUCUAUAUAAAUGUUGCCAUAUAUCCCUCAUAUAUAUCACAACAUCUUUCUUCCCUUCUCAAUCACAAGUAGAAGUACUUCUAUUGCUUCUUUCUCACUCUCUUUUGUGUAACCUCAAAAUCAAAUAUUCAUAUUCUCUCAUAUUACUUAUAGUUCGUUUUUUGUCUUCACUACCAUGACAAUGGAUUGCCUCAACCUCUGCAAACAGCAGGGACACGACGAUGAAGAGGAUAAGGGAAUAAUUAUGUUUACCCUUGAUGGAAGUAUUGAUAGGCAAGGUGGCCCAGCAGUUCGAGGGAGGACUGGCUCUUGGUUUGCUGGAAUUCUCAUUCUACUAAACCAAGGUUUGGCAACAUUGGCAUUCUUCGGGGUAGGAGUGAACUUGGUGUUGUUCUUGACGAGGGUGUUGGAUCAAGACAACGCAGAGGCUGCAAAUAAUGUCAGCAAAUGGACUGGCACUGUCUACCUUUGCUCUCUUGUUGGGGCUUUCCUAAGUGACGCUUAUUGGGGAAGGUUCAAAACAUGUGCUAUCUUUCAAGCAAUCUUUGUCUUUGGUUUGGCUUCACUAUCACUAUCGACAUACAUAUUUUUACUCAAGCCUAGAGGCUGCGGUGAUGAAAAAUCUAGUUGUGAAGACCAUUCAAGUUUGGGGAUAGCAUUGUUCUACAUCUCCAUUUAUUUGAUUGCCUUAGGAAACGGAGGGUACCAACCCAACAUAGCCACUUUUGGAGCAGAUCAGUUUGAUGAGGAGGACCCUAUAGAAGGUCAAGCAAAGAUCGCUUUCUUCAGUUACUUCUACUUGGCUUUGAAUCUUGGAUCCCUAUUUUCAAACACAAUUUUAGGCUAUUUUGAGGACAAAGGGAUGUGGACUUUGGGAUUUUGGGCUUCUACUGGAUCUGCUGGCCUAGCCUUGUUGUUGUUCCUUUGUGGUACACCACAGUACCGACACUUUAGUCCUAAGGGCAACCCGCUUUCUAGGUUUUGUCAAGUGGUGGUUGCAGCGGCUAGAAAAUGGAAGGUUGAGAUGACGCCAAGUGGAGACAAUUUGUUCGAGGAUGUUUCACAAUUGACAUCUCAAAAUGGUGCUAGAAACAUGCUACACACCCAAGGUUUCAAAUUUUUGGAUAAAGCGGCAGUCAUCACUAAGAAAGACCUCAACCGAAUGAAAGAUAAUGUUGUUCACACGAAUCCAUGGCAUCUUUGCACAGUGACACAAGUGGAGGAAGUUAAAAGUAUACUAAGACUACUCCCCAUUUGGCUCUGCACAAUUCUCUACUCUGUCGUCUUCACACAGAUGGCCUCACUCUUCGUUGAGCAAGGCGCUGUAAUGAAUACCAAACUUGUUGACUUCCAUAUUCCACCAGCGAGUAUGUCCAGCUUCGACAUUCUCAGUGUCGCCGCCAUGAUUUUCUUCUACCGGAGAGUCCUUGACCCCAUAGCUAUUAGAAUCACCAAAAACCCUAAAGGACUCACAGAGCUCCAAAGAAUGGGAAUAGGCCUUGUUAUAGCCAUAAUGUCAAUGGUAUCAGCUGGAGUUGUUGAAGUGUACAGGUUAAAGUACAUAGAAGAGGAGUGUAAUAAUGCUACCACUGGCAUAAUAUGUAGUAGUAGUGGAUCAUCAGUAUCAAGCCAAAGUUCCUUGAGCAUUUUUUGGCAAAUUCCACAAUAUGUUCUUGUGGGAGCUUCAGAGGUUUUUAUGUAUGUUGGGCAAUUGGAGUUCUUUAAUGGUCAAGCCCCGGAUGGCUUGAAGAGCUUUGGCAGUGCAUUGUGCAUGACCUCUAUAUCUCUUGGGAACUAUGUGAGUAGCUUGUUAGUGAUUAUGGUAAUGAAAAUCUCUACAACAGAUGAUAUGCCUGGUUGGAUCCCUGCAAACCUCAACAAGGGUCAUUUGGAGAGGUUUUAUUUUCUCCUGGCAGCUUUAACCACUGUGGAUCUUAUGGUCUACAUUUUGUGUGCAAAGUUUUACAAGUAUACGAAGUUUGAAGAAAGAAAUAAUGGGCAAGAUAACAAUUGCCAUGAAAGUACUACUACUGUUCACUCUAUGGAGCUUCGGGUUUGAGUAUGACUUUAUUAGGAUGCAAUGUUUGUUUUGAUCACGUACGCACGAGUCUUUACUAUAAAAUCAUGUUUGGCGCAUAUAAUAAAUAUAUAUGUUAGAUAAAAUAAGAAUGUGUGCCAUGCAUUCAUGUGUUUGAAUUUGCUUGUGAAAUAGAGUAUAAUAUGCUUAUGUUAGUGAUGAAGCUAAAGAAGAAAUAGAAUUUCGAUUCUAUUAUCUCUAAUUAAGCAGAGCAGACAAUUUAAUUACCAUGUACGAAUAAGAUGUACUAAAGCAUAAUGUCUUAUAUUUGUAUAAUUUAUGAUGUUAUAUUUCCAACUUGAAUGUAAGAUGUGAUUGAUACUAUUAAUCAACUUAAGGCGAUAUGAAUGAGGAUUAAUCUUCUUUUCUACUUCCAGUAGUCCUAUUUUCUUUUCCUUGCUAAAAUCUUGUUAUUAUUUUGCAAAAUAAUUUGCACAAUAUUCUAUUUUUGAAUUUUAUGUGGUUUUCGUAUCUUUUUUU